This is a messenger RNA of Bolinopsis microptera, 4463 nucleotides long. RefSeq names its product superkiller complex protein 2-like. The coding region runs from base 75 to 3644 and encodes 1189 amino acids. Gene Ontology annotation, biological process: nuclear-transcribed mRNA catabolic process, 3'-5' exonucleolytic nonsense-mediated decay. NCBI's taxonomy places the organism in Eukaryota, Metazoa, Ctenophora, Tentaculata, Lobata, Bolinopsidae. Gene Ontology annotation, molecular function: ATP binding; RNA binding; RNA helicase activity. The transcript has 21 exons. The record is from RefSeq and is a predicted model, not a curated record. Gene Ontology annotation, cellular component: Ski complex.
GACUCAUGUGAUUUUGUUAUAAAGAUAUAAUUUAUUUAAUUUCAAUCCAAUGUAGGUAUUGUAGUGUAACGUGUAUGAUGUCAGAAUCAGGGAAUGGUUGGAAUCCUUUAUUCUCACUGCAACACUGGGAGGACAUAGUUACACAUCACACCACAGAUGUAGAAUCUCUCCCUUCCUUCAAACGGGACGCUUACAUCGGCAAGUUCACCCCUGACUUCACAUCCUUGCUAAACGCGCCUGCGCACAAUGACCCCUUCACAUUGGAGUGUGUACGUGAUCAGCGCACGGGCGACUUUCUGUACCACAAAGAGGUACUGAAGAAUGUCGAGGAAAACACAGAUAAAUCAGUCCGCAGUUUUGUGUCACGUGCCCCAGCACCUGAGAGUGGGGAUGCUAAAGGGUCCGCGAUGGGGCGGUCGUUUUGGCCAGGGGGUUUUAGUGACAGUGAGGAGGAGGAGGAAGAGGACGUUGAAGAAACUGUUGAUUUCGUGAACAAUCUCCUCAAAAUUCCACCUGGAUUUGAGACUGGUAUGGAGUUUGUACAAGACAAUCUAGCUACAAUUGAAGACGAACCUAAGAACAUUCAGGAGCUCAUUACGAAGUUAGAUGAAGCUAUAUUAGAGCAGAAAACCAGAUCAGCAGAAAGAAAGACAGCACGAAACAUAAAUCAGUUACAGAAGGUAGCCAGAUUAAUUAUCAAUGACAGUGAUACAGAUGAGGAUGAAACAUCAGGAGCACCAGGUGGCAAGUUCCAGUGGGCUAUUGAGCUUGAUGCUGAGUCGGAGGUACCUGACUUCUACACACAGAUUGGAAAUCUCGCUUAUCAGUUCCCUUUCGAGUUAGACCCCUUCCAGAAACAGGCUAUUUUAAAGCUACACUCCCACGAUAACGUGAUGGUGGCGGCUCACACUUCAGCAGGUAAAACUGUGGUAGCUGAGUACGCUAUCGCCCUGUCCAACCAUCACAUGACUAAGGUGAUCUACACAGCACCUAUCAAAGCUCUUUCCAACCAGAAGUUCAGGGACUUUAAGGAGAAGUUCGGAGAAGUAGGCCUGUUAACGGGAGAUAUACAGAUAAACACCAAAGCAUCGUGUCUUAUCAUGACUACCGAGAUAUUGAGAUCAAUGCUGUAUAACGGUUCUGACAUUACAAGAGACCUUGAGUGGGUCAUAUUCGAUGAGGUGCACUAUAUAAACGAUAUAGAACGUGGAGUAGUCUGGGAAGAAGUUCUGAUCAUGCUCCCAGAACACGUGUCAGUGAUCCUCCUUUCCGCAACUGUAGCUAACGUCACAGACUUCGCAGAGUGGGUCGGGAACACUAAACGUAAACAGGUGUAUGUGGUUAAGACACCACGUCGACCAGUACCAUUGGAGCAUCAUCUUUACACUGGGAACAGUGAUAAGACAAGCAAGGAACUGUUUAAGAUUAUUGCGGCUAACGAUAAGAACUUUAAAACUUCGGAGUUUGAGAAGGCUAAGUCAGCUCUGGCAGCACGUAAAAAGACAAAGAAAGACGGCAACCAACGGCCUGGCAAGCAAGCAGAACGGAACACAAUUCUCUCUUUUGUGCGGAUGCUGGAACGAGAAAACCUCCUUCCUUGUGUUAUCUUCAUCUUAUCUAAAGCAAGAAUCAAUGAAUUAGCAGAAGGUUUGACAGCGUUGGACCUGACCAUUAACAAGGAAAAGGGGCUUAUCAGAGAGUUCAUUACAAAGUGUGUGGGAAGAUUGAAGGGUACUGAUCGGGACCUACCACAGAUAGUGUUCCUUAAAGAGCUCAUGAUAAGAGGUAUAGCAGUGCAUCACUCAGGCGUGCUGCCCUUAAUGAAAGAAGUCACUGAAAUGUUAUUUGAAAAGGGUCUGAUAAAACUGUUGCUAGCAACGGAGACAUUUGCUAUGGGUAUCAAUAUGCCUACCCGUACUGUGGUAUUUGAUGCUACUGAAAAGUUUGAUGGCAACUGCAAAAGAUUGCUUACAACAAGCGAGUACAUACAGAUGGCUGGAAGAGCAGGCAGGCGUGGUAAAGAUGAGACAGGGACAGUUAUUAUAUUGUGCAAAGGAAAAUUGCCUGACUACUCAGAUCUUAUCAGCAUGGUUCAGGGCAAAGCGAUAGAUCUGUCUUCGCAAUUUAAACCUACAUACAACAUGAUACUGAGUGUUCUAAAGGGUAAAGAUCUGAAAGUUGAAGAGUUGUUAAAAAGAAGUUUCGCUGAAUACGAAGAGCAGGUGAAGGCGCGUGACUAUAAACGUGACAGGAAGGGGUUAGAAAAGAAGUUAGAAGGACUUAAGCCUGUAUCCUGUCAAGUCUGCAAAAACAUAGAGCAGUAUUACAUGGACGGGAUAAUCAUGAUGGAACUGGAGACUGAUUUCAAACACCGUAUACUGAACACAGCAAAAGCGAGUAAAUCAUUGCAUCCGGGAAGGGUUGUAAUCAUCAGCACUCCAAAGUUUCCCUUUCAUCUGGCUACUAUCGUUAAUCCGAAUGUUGAUGACAAGAAGGAUAUCAGGGAACUAAAAGUGAUAGUACUUCAUUCCACCGGGUACAGUAGUGGAUUGGAUCUCAGUUCAACUAAAGAGUCGUGGGAGAGGACAGUGAUAGCACUGCAAGUAUCACCCGGAGUAAACAACCGAUCAGUUGGUGACGCUAUUAAACCUGACUCCCAAGAUGAUCCUGAUUUCACCGUGUGUAAUGUGUCUCUACUGGACUUGUCAUGUGUUCUUGUGCAAAAGGUAACUACAGAUAUGGAAGCAAUCAAGAGGAACCUGCAACAUAUGAGGUUCAAUCCGAGGAACUGGGACAGGACUCCUAUUGACGCUCUAGCGAGGGAGAUGAUGCACGGCUAUAACAAGAAACCAACGGAACUGAACUAUGAAGUGAAAGAUAUGGACGGAGUUGAUUUGUUGGGUAACAUAAUGAAGCAACGCAGUGCUAUGGCUAACUAUUCCUGCUCUAAAUGUAACACGUUUGAUGCUCACUUUAAACAGACCAGCGAGAUGAUGUGGAUAAAGAGGGAGUUAGAGCGUAUAGCGUACUCUCUAUCCUACCAGUCUCUUCAGUUUAUGCCUGAGUUUGAAUUGCGAGUCCGAGUCUUAAAGAGACUCCGGUAUCUGGGCAACGAGGACCAACUUAAACUCAAAGGGAAAGCAGCCUGUGCAAUGAGCACCUCGGAACUGGUUAUCACAGAGCUGGUAUUCGAUAACUUCUUCAAAGACCUUGAAAUUGAGGCUAUAGUUGCCAUCCUGUCUUGCAUGGUAUUCCAACAGAAGAGGUGCAGUGAUCCUGAUCUGACCCCGGAACUAGAAGCAGCUAAGAAACAGUUCCUAACUUUGGCUCACAAGAUAGUUGAAGCUGAGGUCGCUGAGAAACUGAGACCGAAUGACGCGGACUUUGAGGAGCAAUUCAGGUUCGGGCUAGUGGAAGUGGUGUACAGGUGGGCUAAAGGAGAAGAGUUCCAAGCUAUCAUGCAGUACACUGACGUGGACGAAGGCACUAUCGUCAGGUGUAUAACAAGACUAGACGAGGUUUUGCGGUGCAUUAAGGACGUGGCUAGGAUCGUAGGGGACGUGGACUUCGAGUCAAAGAUGGAGCGAGCAUCUCUUACUAUUAAACGAGAUAUUGUGUUCGCUGCUAGUUUAUACGUGCAGUAGUCACAGACUGUAGUCACAUUUCACAAACUGUUGUCUCAGUGGUAACAGAUGAGGAAUACAACCAUUCUGCAGGGAUUUUUGAAUUUGGACUGAUAUUGUCGUCUUGACAGCCUCAAUUAAGAACAUAUGCAGCUGGACACAACAGUUGAUAUAAUAUAACGGACAGCUGAUUUAUAACGGACCAUGAUUUUCAUUUAUUGAUCUUGUAAUUUCUUUGACGCAGAUUUGAUAAGACACGUCAGAGAAUGUAGCAAUAUUUCCUGUUUCUGUCUGCGUUAUCUGAGACGGCUGUCAGUUUCACCGUCUACAGAACCUUCUAGAUAUUUUCAACAUGACGACAUAUUCUCUCGGAGAUAAAACACUGCCGCUUCCUGUUGUUGAUGUGCAGAAGUGAGGCCGAAUCCUCGGCCGAAUAAUGACAAGGCCGUGUAACUGUGAUUGUGUAAUACGAUUACACGAACCGGAAGCUGUGUUCCUUGAUUUCCGGUUAUGUGCGCGUUUCAGUAGCCGUGCUACAUGUCAAAUGAUAUAGACUGUAAUUAAUUGCUGCUCAAUUUAAAACGGUGUUACUUGUUAUUUGUAUAGCAUCGUCAAGCAAGGAAUGCUGUUUUCUUUCGUUAAAGAUUUUGUUUGUAUUUUUACAAAUUGUUACAGUUUUAAAAGGGUUGUGGUGGCAGUCAAAUUAAUUAGAUUCGAAUUAAGGUUUUAAUUUAUUUGUGCGUGACUAUCACUUACUCACUUAGGACCAUAUUGCCAUAUUUAUUCAGACAAAUAUUUACCAGUUUUUACCAAAUGUUUGUACUUUGUAUGAUUUAAUUU